Messenger RNA from Exserohilum turcica Et28A, 1415 nucleotides. RefSeq lists its product as uncharacterized. Lineage: Eukaryota; Fungi; Ascomycota; Dothideomycetes; Pleosporales; Pleosporaceae. The transcript has a single exon. Gene Ontology annotation, molecular function: hydrolase activity, acting on carbon-nitrogen (but not peptide) bonds. The record is from RefSeq and is a predicted model, not a curated record. Bases 1 to 1332 code for a protein of 443 amino acids.
AUGGCCUCCACCAAUACGCCCCCCAUCUACACCAUCAACCUAUCCCUCCCCCCGUCGGACCGCUACACCUUCGCAGCGCAAUCCCACGCCGCCAGCCUGCGCCAAAUCCCCAAACUCUACUCAGAAGCAACAUCGCACCUCGGUCUCCCCGCAUGGUUUUUCCACCUGCUCGGCCGCAUACUGCUGCGGCGCCUGCACAGCCGCGAGCACACGGAAGAACUCCGUGGCAUCAGCAAAGCAUGCGGUUUGCCAAUGUACCUGCUCAUUGCGUACAACGUCUUUCUCGACUUGCUCCUCGGGUGCACGAGCGGGGGCAUCAAAGUCAAGAAUGGGCGGCCGCGGCGCAGGGGAGGCGUAGGUGAAGAAGAAGAAGAAGAUGAUGAUGAUGACGACGAUGACAACAGUGCAACAAUGCUGCAUUUCCGGACGCUGGACUGGUCGAUGCCGUUGCUGCGGGAUUUGAUUGUGCAGUUUGAAUUCGUCGAGCAUGAAGGUGGCCAUGUUGUUGCUCGCACGGUGGGCUAUGUCGGCUUCGUGGGCGUACUGACGGGCGUGAGGAAGGGGUUAAGCGUGUCGUUGAAUUUCCGGCCGUACCACAAUGCAUUGGGGUCGUUUACCCUGUCGAACCUGGCGUAUUACUGGAACACGGUUUUGGUGGUGCUGGGACAACGGCCUAGUAUCUCGGCACUGCUGAGAGAGUGCUUGAUUCCGCGGCCUGGUGCUGGUGGUGGAACGAGACCGAGGACGAAACUAUCCAAGAACAAGAAAGCGAAACAGAGAAAGCAAGAGAAAGAAGAAAAAAGGAUCGAGAUACCCACUAUACUGCCACCGUACUCCACAAACACAGUCCUCAGCGUCUUCCCCACCCUGCCCACGCCAGUCGCCUACCUCAUCUUCUGCACGCCCACCGAAACCCUCGUGCUAGAAAAGGAUUUCCGCACCGCAAACAUCCUGCGCUCAUCCGCCUUCCUCGCAACCACCAACCACGACGUGGCAUUUGAAACGCCCUCCUGCACUUCCACCACCACCACAGCAAACAGUCAGACGCGGAAACAUGCGUUCCUGCAAUCCAGCAUGCGCGAGAUCCUCGACGAAAGCAUCGAGCGGAAACAGUGUCUAAGCCGGAAAUGGGAGGCGUGGAAUCAGCGGCAAACACGCAAGACGAUGCGCGGCCAGACGGCGGCAAAGGGCGUGGCGCUGGCGACGCUGCGCAGGUGGAUAGAGGCGUAUCCCGUGUGCAAUGAGGUGACGCAUUUUGCGUGCAUCAUGGAUCCGAGCGAGGGUGUAUUUCGCUGGGUGAGGAAGUUUGAAGAAGGCGAAAUUGAAGACUAGCAAAGUGUUCAAGUUCUGAGAGUGUUUUGUUCGACUGUACUGUAGACAAGAUGAGACAAGGUGGUGAGUUGUAGUUUCUUGAC